GGUCGUGACGUUCGUGCGGCUGGGAGUUGCCGGCACAGACAUGGACUGCGGUGCCCACAUGGUCUAGCGACUCGGCCCGGCUGUCCAGUAUAGUGCUCUCCCGGUUCCCAGCUCAGGCCAGCCAGCCGCGCCAUGGGCAAGAAGAAAACCAGCAAAUUCGCACGGCCGCAGUUCUCCCCAAUCGGGCCACUGAAUAAUAUGAAGGAGGAGGAGGAGGCUGGGGAAGUUUGCUCGCCGGCCCGGGAUUUACUUGAGAAAUUACAGAGUGUGUCUCCUGAUGUCCGAGAAUUUGCAUGUGCCAGUAUUUCAAAACUUGUCCAGGAGAAAAAGGUGAUUCCUUCAUUUCUGCAGAAAGAUGCUGUUCGGUGUUUGGGACCGAUGCUGCUUGACUCAAGCGUUGGUGUCAGGGAGACAGCUGCUGGUGCACUCAGAAACCUUAGUGCUUGUGGUGGAUAUGAUGUUUGUGAUGAGAUGGUGAAGCAAGACAUUAUGACUCCCCUUACUGCCUUGCUGCAGCAGUGUUGUACAGAAUUAGAUGCAAAUGUGGUCAUUCCACAAAAACAGAAAGGUGCAGAUAAAACCUAUGUGGAAGACAUAGCCAAUGAGGCCAUCAACCUUCUCUGGAAUUUAUGUGAGAGCAGCAGCACGGCAGUGUCUGUCUUUAACAAAGAAGGUUUAUUGGACGUCUGCAUUCAGUGCUUGAAACGGUUUAGUAUUAAUAUCGAACUAGCCAUUUCUGCAGCUUACUGUUUACAGACGAACACUGAAGACAAUGCCGAGCUUUUGCCGUCUUUAAUCCCCUCAACCCUCCAAGUUUUGGAAAUGGUGCUUCUGUCUCCGGAAGAUACCACAGAGCAUCUGCUGCUGAGGACACUUAUAGCAGGUACCGUAUGGAAUGUGAAGAGCGUUGUACCUACCAGCAGUCAGGCAGACACAAUAAAUGCCGUUAUAAGAAUUCUUUCAGAAACUUUGGAGAAGAAUGCCAACCAGAUCAUUCUGAGACUCAGGGAGGCUGCCUGUGCAAUGCCCAAGGUUGAGACAGAGACUGAAAUGGAGGAGGAAAUGAUUGAUGCAGGCGAGGAUGUUACUUCCAACCCGGAGGAUGGGAUGCAGAAGGCUCCACACAAAGGAAAAGCAGAUAAUGUGAAAAAUGAUGACAUUUCAGACCUUCUACCAGUCCGGAGUGAGGAGCUGAGGCAUGCCACUGCUCUGCUAGCUGCUCAACAGACUGCCUUAGAGAUCAUUGUAAACAUGUGUUGUUCAGAAGAUCCUUCAGAUGAUGAAUGGGAGGAAAUGUCAAGCAGUGAUGAAAGUGAUAACUCUAUGACUGAAGGGGCUGGGACACUGUUUUCUCCUCUCUGCCUGUCUGCAGAGGUCCUCUCUGCACUCGUGAACUACCUUAUUCCAAAAAAGGUUCUGGAGAAGACUGAAUUCACAGACAAUGUUACUAUAGAUGUAUGCAUGAAAAGUCCAUCUUGGCAACGUUUAAUUGCAAAAAUGAAACGGAUACAGUGUAGAGCCCUGACCUGCCUCCAUAACCUUUUAUCAGUAAUGGAUAUGGAGGACCUUGGAGGACCAGCUGCACUUCAGGCUCUUUCACAACACUUUACAACACUUGUUUUCUCCCAGUCAGAGCUGCCAAAGGAUUCAGAGUUUUUAGAGGCUGUGACUAGUGCAAUAAGGUCAUUGCUGCAGAGAAUGGCUUCCCAAAAUCUUCCUCAACAGUGUAUGACAGCAGAGCAGCUAAUGAUACUGUGUGAGGCAGGAGCUCAGUGUGAAAACACCAGUACUCGAGUCAACGUGGUUGCCAUGAUGGGAAUUAGUGGCAGUGCACUCGCCAAAGGAGAUAACACGGCCGAAACUCUCAAGAUGGUCGGGAAUUUUUUGCUUCAAGUAGCCACUAAGGAUUCUUCAUUAGUGGUAGUAGGUGAAGCCCUGGAUGCCAUCAUUGAUGUGUUUGCUGAUGGAAAAGAGGCAGAUAAGGCAGCAGAUCAGAUGAAGCUCGUCCAGGCUCUGAAAUCCUUUCAACCAAUUUUCAAAUCAAGGGUCCAAAAGGAAGGCAAAGAUAACCUCACUCCAGAUCAACGACUGGUCCUUGACAAUGUGAAGAUUAAUCUAAGACGAUUUAUUGCCUAUCAAGAGGCUUUAGCAAAAAAAUAAGCAGACAACCGCAAAGGCUGGUUCAAAGAAAUUUGUAUUUUCAGUUGAGAGUUUCUCGUUCUGACAUAUUCGAUCAUAAAAAGGUUGAUGUUCAUUGAACAAUUUUUAAAACUUGAAUUAUGCAACAUUUUUACUCAUGAAACUCAUUAGAGGAAAUAAAGUCUGGGUUGUUGCAAUAUAUUUUAUUUUAAAAUAAUACUGUUUUAACUGUGUGUUAAUCCUGAAGGUAGUUACUUCAGUACAAUUUUUAAAAGCCAAUUUGUUUAAUAUUACUGACUUCAACAAAAUAAAAACAAAGCAAGAACAUUCCCUACCCUUAAAUAGGAAAUCACAGAAGGUUAUUGUAACAUGAUAAAUGAUGCAUUUGGUGAAGGUGUCAUAAAUGUCAAUAUAAUUCAUGUGGAAGACAGUUGAUUGUAAUAAAGCAAAUACAUUUAUGAAAAAA
Molecule: messenger RNA, 2605 nt
Organism: Carcharodon carcharias (great white shark)
Lineage: Eukaryota; Metazoa; Chordata; Chondrichthyes; Lamniformes; Lamnidae
Gene: heatr3
Product: HEAT repeat containing 3
Exons: 15
Coding region: 133-2160 (675 amino acids)
Biological process (GO): protein import into nucleus; ribosomal large subunit biogenesis
Source: RefSeq, a predicted model, not a curated record